Messenger RNA from Arachis stenosperma, 1731 nucleotides. RefSeq names its product guanine nucleotide-binding protein alpha-1 subunit. The record is from RefSeq and is a predicted model, not a curated record. Gene Ontology annotation, cellular component: heterotrimeric G-protein complex. The transcript is spliced from 14 exons. NCBI's taxonomy places the organism in Eukaryota, Viridiplantae, Streptophyta, Magnoliopsida, Fabales, Fabaceae. Gene Ontology annotation, molecular function: GTPase activity; G protein-coupled receptor binding; guanyl nucleotide binding. Gene Ontology annotation, biological process: adenylate cyclase-modulating G protein-coupled receptor signaling pathway. Bases 278 to 1456 code for a protein of 392 amino acids.
UCUUCCCCCACAUUAGAACAACAUUGCUGAACUUGCUUUCUGCUUUCUAAUUUUCACUUCUUCACACUUCACUCUUCACACUUCACACUUCACACCUCACAAAUCCACCAAAUCUAGGAGCAUAUUCCAGCUCCACCACAAAACCCUGCAAAAAGAAACUCACUUUUGAUUCUUUUCAGUUCCUUGUUAGGUGAACUCAAGCUCACUACUUGACAUAUGCAUUAUAAAAGGGCAUUGAAACACUGAUUUCUGGUGGAGCUUGACUAGUGCAUCUUCUAUGCUAUCUUUUGUAACAGAACAUAUGGGGUCACUCUGCAGCAAGAAUCGUCGUUAUAAUGAUGCCGAGGCUGAAGAAAAUGCACAGGCUGCAGAAAUUGAGAGAAGAAUAGAAUUAGAAACAAAGGCUGAAAAGCAUAUUCAGAAACUUCUACUACUAGGUGCUGGAGAGUCAGGGAAGUCUACAAUCUUUAAGCAGAUAAAACUUUUGUUUCAAACGGGCUUUGAUGAGGCAGAGCUAAAAAGCUACAUACCAGUCAUUCAUGCUAAUGUGUAUCAGACAAUAAAACUACUGCAUGAUGGGGCGAAGGAGUUAGCUCAGAAUGAUAUUGAUUCUUCAAAGUAUUUGAUAUCCAGUGAGAAGCAGGGUAUUGGUGAGAAACUCUCGGAAAUUGGAGGCAGGCUCGAUUACCCACAUCUCACCAAGGAGCUUGCAAAGGAAAUAGAGACUCUGUGGGAGGAUGCUGCAAUUCAGGAAACAUAUGCCCGUGGUAAUGAACUUCAAGUUCCAGAUUGUACCCAUUAUUUCAUGGAAAAUUUGCAGAGGCUGGCUGAUGCAAACUAUGUUCCAACAAAGGAGGAUGUUCUGUAUGCAAGAGUUCGUACAACAGGUGUUGUGGAAAUCCAGUUCAGCCCUGUUGGAGAAAACAAGAAAAGCGGUGAGGUCUAUAGACUCUUUGAUGUUGGGGGCCAGAGAAAUGAAAGGAGAAAAUGGAUCCAUCUUUUUGAAGGAGUUUCAGCUGUAAUAUUCUGUGCUGCUAUUAGCGAGUAUGAUCAAACGCUUUUUGAGGAUGAGAACAGAAACAGAAUGAUGGAGACUAAGGAACUUUUUGAGUGGGUCCUUAAGCAGCCAUGUUUUGAGAAAACAUCCUUCAUGUUAUUUUUAAACAAGUUCGACAUAUUCGAGAAGAAGAUCCUGAAGGUCCCACUCAAUGUAUGUGAAUGGUUCAAAGAUUAUCAGCCAGUUUCUACAGGGAAGCAAGAGAUUGAGCAUGCAUAUGAGUUUGUGAAGAAGAAGUUUGAAGAGUUAUAUUUCCAGAGCACUGCUCCUGACCACGUGGAUCGCGUCUUCAAGGUCUAUAGGACGACCGCCCUUGAUCAAAAGCUUGUAAAGAAGACUUUCAAGCUUGUCGACGAGACAUUGAGGCGGAGGAAUCUCUUUGAAGCUGGUUUAUUGUGACCAUGGAAGACAAUAUGUCAGUGAGAGAUGAAACAUAUUUUUACAUUGAAGAGGUUAUCAGAUUUUGGGUACAUUAGAGGUUUGGGUAUACCACAGUAUUUAAAAUCCAUUUGUUGAUUUUGUGUCUCAGUAAAAUGCUGUUGAGUUGAGUGAGGUGGAUAUUGGUGAAAAUGGCCCUUCUCAAAUACUUGAUCACCAUUUCCAUCAUCAUCUUCUUUAGAAGGAAAAAUUUGUUGUGCUUGAAGUUUUCAGAAUGACAUCAUGAUUUGUGAUUA